GGCGCUGCUAGUCAAAGCGCCGCUGCUGCUGCUGUCGCUGCUGCUGCUAAUGCGCUGCGGCAGCAGUUUGGCUGCGCUGGCGCCCAAGGAGCAGCACAAGUCGAAUAGCAACAGCGCGAUGCUGGGCGUGAGUCUGUCCAGCGACUAUGCCGCCUCGCUGAACAACGCGCAGCUGCUGCCCGCAGCAGCGACGCCGGCAACGCCAGCGCAGCACAGCGGACCGGCCAAUCAAUGCAGCUGGACAUAUAACGGCACAAGCGCCGUGCACUGCGCGCUGCGGCUAAUCGAACGCCAGCCAGGGCUGGAGCUGCAAGGCGCCGAUGGCAGCAGCCAGCUGACCAUACAGUGUAGCGAUGUCUACCUGUACGAGUCGACGCUGCCCACGGCGGUGUUUGCGCGUCUGCAAACGCUCGAGACGUUGCGCCUGCAAAACUGUAAACUGCUGCAGCUGCCCAACAACGCAUUUGAAGGUUUGAGCACGUUGAAGAGUCUCAAGCUGAGCACCAAGAAUGCAGAGUGGGGCGCAGCCAAGGCGCUGGAGCUUUAUCCCGACUCGCUGAAUGGCCUAAAGCAGUUGACCGAACUCGAUCUCAGCGAGAAUGCGCUGCGUGCGCUGCCCAGCGGCUUUCUCUGCCCCGUGGGCAAUCUGCAGACGUUGAAUCUCACCCACAAUCGCAUACGCACUGCCGAGCAGUUGGGCUUUGCCGAUAUGAACUGCGCCAGCAGCGGCAGCAACACGGGCAGCGGCAGCGAGCUGCAGCUGCUCGACGCCAGCUACAACGAGCUGCGCUCCAUUACCGAGAGCUGGGGCAUCUCGCGUUUGCGAAGACUGCAGCAUCUAAAUCUGCAGCACAAUAACAUUAGCGAGUUGUCGGGCGAGGCGCUGGCGGGUCUUGCCUCGCUGCGCAUUGUGAAUCUCAGCAACAAUCAUCUGGAGACGUUGCCCGAGGGUCUCUUUGCCGGCAGCAAGGAGCUGCGUGAGAUUCAUUUGCAGCAUAACGAGCUGUAUGAGUUGCCGCGUGGACUGUUUCAUCGCCUGGAGCAGCUGCUUGUGGUGGAUCUGUCGGGUAACCAGCUGACCUCCAAUCAUGUGGACAACACCACCUUUGCGGGUUUGAUUCGUCUAAUUGUGCUCAACCUGGCGCACAAUGCGCUCACCCGCAUCGACUAUCGCACCUUCAAGGAGCUCUACUUUCUGCAAAUCCUCAACCUACGCAACAACUCCAUUGGUCAUAUCGAGGAUAAUGCUUUCCUGCCUCUGUAUAAUCUGCAUACCUUGAACCUUGCUGAGAACCGUCUGCACACCUUGGACGACAAACUCUUCAAUGGUCUCUACGUCUUAUCGAAGUUAACCUUGAAUAACAAUUUGAUUGCUGUGGUGGAACCUGCUGUGUUCAAAAACUGCUCGGAUUUGAAAGAGCUCGACCUGAGCUCCAAUCAGCUGGUGGAAGUGCCGCGCGCGCUGCAGGAUUUGGCCAUGCUGCGCACCCUCGAUCUGGGCGAGAACCAAAUACGCACAUUCGACAAUCAGAGCUUCAAGAAUCUGCAUCAGCUGACCGGACUGCGUCUGAUAGAUAAUCAGAUUGGCAACAUUACUGUGGGCAUGUUUGCAGAUUUACCACGUCUGAGUGUGCUGAACCUAGCCAAGAAUCGCAUCCAAAGUAUUGAGCGUGGUGCCUUCGAUAAGAACUACGAGCUGGAAGCCAUCAGGCUGGAUCGCAAUUUUCUUUCGGACAUUAAUGGGGUGUUUGCUACGCUGGUCUCGCUGCUGUGGCUGAACCUUUCGGAGAAUCAUUUGGUGUGGUUCGAUUAUGCGUUUAUACCCUCCAAUCUCAAAUGGCUGGAUAUACAUGGCAACUAUAUCGAAGCGCUGGGUAACUACUACAAGCUGCAGGAGGAAAUACGCGUGAAGACGCUGGACGCCAGUCACAAUCGCAUAACCGAAAUUGGACCCAUGUCGAUACCCAACACCAUUGAGCUGCUUUUUAUCAAUAACAAUUUGAUAGGCAAUGUGCUGCCCAAUGCGUUUGUGGACAAGGUCAACCUAGCACGCGUGGAUCUCUAUGCCAAUCAGCUUAGCAAGCUGCAGCUGCAGCAGCUGCGCAUAGCGCCAGUGGCACCACCCAAAACUCUACCCGAAUUCUAUUUGGGUGGCAAUCCCUUUGAGUGCGACUGCAGCAUGGAUUGGCUGCAGCGCAUUAAUAAUCUGACGACGCGUCAGCAUCCGAGGGUAAUGGACAUGCCCAACAUUGAGUGCGUCAUGCCGCAUGCACGCGGCGCUGCUGUGCGUCCGCUGCUGGCGCUGAAGCCGCAGGACUUUCUCUGUCGCUAUGAGUCGCACUGCUUUGCGCUUUGCCACUGCUGCGACUUUGAUGCCUGCGACUGUGAAAUGACCUGCCCCAACAACUGCACCUGCUACCACGACCAAAUAUGGUCUACAAAUGUUGUAGACUGCGGCCAGCAGCUGACCACCGAGCUGCCGCGUCGCGUGCCCAUGGACAGCAGCAUUGUCUACCUGGACGGCAACAACUUUCCAGUGUUGAAGAAUCACGCGUUCAUCGGUAGGAAGAAUCUGCGCGCCCUCUAUGUGAACAGCAGCCAAGUGGCCGCUAUACAGAAUCGCACCUUCGCCUCGCUGACCUCGCUCCAGGUGCUGCAUCUGGCCGACAAUCGUCUGCAGCGGCUGCAGGGCUACGAGUUCGAGCAGCUUGCAGCGCUGCGCGAGCUUUAUCUGCAGAACAAUCAGCUGGAGCAGAUUGGCAAUGGCACGUUGGCGCAUUUGAGCAGCUUGCAGCUGCUGCGUCUGGAUGGGAAUAGGCUAAUGACGUUGCCCAUUUGGCAGCUGCAUGCAGCGCACUUUGGGCCGCAGUUGACGCACAUUUAUUUGGGACGCAAUCCUUGGAGCUGCCGCUGUCAGUUUCUGCAAGCGUUGACCUCCUAUGUGGCCGACAAUGCGCUGCUGGUGCAGGAUGCGCAGGACAUUUACUGCUUGUCUAGUAGUGGCGCCAGCGAGCAGCGACGCGAACUGGACUUCAACUCAACUGGCGCUGCCUGCACCGAUUACUACUCCGGCGGCUCAAUGCUGCAGCAUGGCAUACCGGAGUCGUAUAUUCCGCUGCUGGCUGCAGCGCUGGCACUGCUCUUCCUACUAGUGGUCAUCAUCAUUGUCUUUGUGUUCCGCGAAUCGCUGCGCAUUUGGCUCUUCUCGCACUACGGCGUGCGCGUGUUCGGCCCACGCUGCGAGGAGUCCGAGAAGCUCUACGAUGCGCUGCUGCUGCACUCGGCCAAGGAUGCGGAGUUUGUUAGCCAGCAGCUGGCUGCGGAGCUGGAGACGGCGCGCCCACCACUGCGCGUUUGUUUGCAGCAGCGCGAUCUUGCCCACGAUGCCACCCACUAUCAGCUGCUGGAGGCGUCUCGCGUGUCGCGGCGUGUGGUGAUUCUGCUCACGCGCAACUUUCUGCAAACCGAAUGGACGCGCUGCGAGCUGCGGCGUGCAGUGCACGAUGCGCUGCGCGGCCGCCCACAGAAGCUGGUGAUCAUCGAGGAGCCCGAGGUGGCCUUUGAAGCUGAGAGCGACAUUGAGCUGUUGCCCUAUCUAAAGACUUCGGCGGUGCAGCGCAUACGCCGCUCGGAUCGCCACUUCUGGGAGAAGCUGCGCUAUGCGCUGCCCGUGGACUACGCCAGCUAUCGAGGCAACAACUAUACGCUGGAUCACAACCACGAGCGCAUCAAGCAGCCCGCCAGUCCGGGACUGCUCUAUCGCCAGGCGCCGCCGCCCGCCUACUGCGGCCCCGCUGAGUCGCUGGGCGUGGCAGCAGCAGUGCAGGAGCAGCAGCAAAACUACAGCACAGCUACCACAGCCACGCCCAGUCCGCGCCCACAGCGACGCGAGCAUGCCGCUUACUAUCAGCAGCAGCAGCAGCAGCAUGCGCCACAUGGCGCUGCACUGCGUCCGCCCUCGGAGCACAUUUACUCCAGCAUUGACUCGGACUACUCGACGCUUGAGAAUGAGCAGCACAUGCUGAUGAUAGCGAGCGGAGCGGCUGCCCAAGCGGAGCAACGCGCACAGACCUGGCGGCCUCAGCCUGCCAAGCAACAGUUGCAGCCGGCAACACAUGCGGGCACCUUGGGCGCCAACAAGCAGCAGCAGCAGCAGGCGAGUGUCUCUGGUCAGCAGCAGGGGCCACAUGUGCAGGCUUAUCUCGUGUAGAGCGAGAGGGGGGAGAGGCAGAGUAUAAAACCGGAAGUAGUUUUAGUCGAGUGACAGUGAUUUCUUUAGGGACUGGUUCCUGUUUGUGUGCAGCAUUUUAAUUACUCAAAUAUGUGCGCAACAACAAAAAAAUAUAAACAAAAGCAAAAGUUAAGUAAAUUAAGUCUAAGCGAGCAGGCAAAAGUUAAAGAGAUUCUACUAAAUUCACAAAAAAUUUAUAAACAUUAAAUUGUGAUAUUUUAUUUAUUUUCAAGUGCAACAAAAUAACAAAUAUUAAAAAAAUAUGCAAGCAGUGCUAAUGCCACUUUAUAAACAAUUCCAGUGUAAAGUCAUGAACAAACACACACACACAGUUACAUGCUUAGUGCUGUGUGUGUGUGUGUGUGGGCGAAUGUCAAGUGGCAAGUUGCAAAAGUUGUAGCAAAAGUUCAAGUUCUCUUUGUCACUUUACUUUCAUGACAUGCUCAGUCAUUUUCUUUGCUUUAGCACACACACACACACACAAACAAACAGUUGGCUGUUAACUUUUUAAUAUGAUUUUAAUCAGCAGCAAAGACUUUAACGUAAAGAAUUAAAAAACGAAAUGAAAAUUAUACAAAUUAAAUGCAUUUAAUAUGCCACGCUCACUGCCUGCGCGCGCCUGUGUAAAUAGCAAAAAAACAAUAAAAAGCAAAAUCUGUUAGUUGUAACUAAAUUUAAGCGAUGUCACUGCAAAAAUGAAGCGAGUCUCUUAACAAAAAAAUUCGUAUAAGGCAACAACAAUAUUAAAAUUUAAACAUUUAGCUAGCAAACAUAUGAAAAAAAAAAACAAACUAAGCAGUAAAAGCUCAUUUUUAACACUUACGCUUAACGAACAAAAGCAGAAAAUAUUGUAAUAUUUAUUAAAAAUAAUAGAACACACACAAUAUAUAGCGAAAAAGCAAGUAAUAAAUUAUAAAAUAUAUUGAUAUAUGAAUGUGACUGUAAAACUCAAAGCAAGCAACUUAUAAGCAUAACUGAUAUUACACAUAUGUACUGCAUUUAAUUUAGUUAAAGCUAAAAACUCGCCUACUCGUCAUUAAAUUUUAGCUGCAGUUUAGUUAGAGCAGAGUUGCAAAAAAACAAAAAACACUUGUACCAGUAUAUGAAAUGCCCAAAACUGUUAUUUAUUUUUUAUUU
Molecule: messenger RNA, 5368 nt
Organism: Drosophila busckii
Lineage: Eukaryota; Metazoa; Arthropoda; Insecta; Diptera; Drosophilidae
Gene: Toll-7
Product: toll-like receptor 7
Exons: 1
Coding region: 50-4210 (1386 amino acids)
Biological process (GO): signal transduction
Cellular component (GO): extracellular matrix
Molecular function (GO): protein binding
Source: RefSeq, a predicted model, not a curated record